Stylophora pistillata is the source of this 2859-nucleotide messenger RNA. RefSeq names its product condensin-2 complex subunit H2. NCBI's taxonomy places the organism in Eukaryota, Metazoa, Cnidaria, Anthozoa, Scleractinia, Pocilloporidae. Gene Ontology annotation, cellular component: condensin complex; nucleus. Gene Ontology annotation, biological process: mitotic sister chromatid separation; meiotic chromosome condensation. Gene Ontology annotation, molecular function: chromatin binding. The record is from RefSeq and is a predicted model, not a curated record.
UGGCGGGAAAUUUCUUUUUGUUCGUGUCCGCUCUGGAAGUAAUGUUUUGGUUGAGUUUUGGCUGAAUAUUUUCGCGGUGAUCAUGCCAUCUCCAGAAGCCAGUGGUGAUUUAAGCGAUGUAGCUAGCCGGUACAUUCAUUUACUGCAGCCGAUCCGUGAUCUGACAAAGAACUGGGACAUAGAUGUUGCCGCUCAACUAGAGGAAUACUUGGCUGAGAUCGAAAAGAUCAAAAUAUCUUUUGAUGGAGGGAAGACCACCAUGAAUUUUGCUGAAGCAGCGCUUCUUAUCCAAGGAUCAGCUUGCAUCUACAGCAGGAAGGUGGAAUAUUUGUACACACUGGUCUAUCAAACUUUGGAUCUAAUAGCAAGUAAAAAGCGUCUGCAACAGGUAUCAACAGAUGAUUCAGUUGAACAAGAGAAAAAGGGUACCAAGGGCCACACUAAAGAGUAUCGCUCUUGGGAUGACAUAAAAGUAUCAAAGAAUAUUGAUUUGAAGGAAGAUGAUGAUAGUGAUGAAAGAAAGAGUUCUCUGAUUGUGCCAAGGAUUCCUUUAGCCCUAAUACCUCUCCCAGAGGAAGAAAGGGGAGAUGUGCUUCUAAGUCACAAUGGUGAAGCCAUUGGAAGAAAGAAUGACUUUAAGAUGAACACAUGUGUUGUCCAUGGUCCAACUGGUACAUUGCUUCUAGACUGGACGCAUCUUUCACUGAUAGAUGACUCUUUUAAAGGACUGAAGCCUGCCACUCCAUCAGUUAUGACAGCAGGUAUGGAACCUAGAACUGAUGAGCAAUCAACUAACUAUGGUAUUGAUGCAGCUGAAAAUUAUGAAGAAUUAGGACUUCCUGAUGCUGAUGAUAAUUUUGAUCCACCUGAACUGAUGGAUGAUGAUGCACUUGAUAGCUGUAACAAUGCUCCAAAUAAUUGCAAUGAAUUUGUUACUGAGGAGACCCAGAAUGAUCAGGAAGAAAGAAGAGAAUUAAGAGCAAGACCUGAAACACAGCAAGUCAAACAAGCACAGCAACUGCCUUUCAAAGAUCCCUGGAAAAUGUUGGAUCCUCACGACCCAGGCACUUCACAAGAUAAACCAUUUAAGAAAGGUAAACCCUUCAAGAAGCCCUCCUCUUUGGUAUCACACCAGCAGAAGAAGAAAAGAAAACAUAAAGAAGAUAAAAAACAACCAACCCUUGUUCCCAUCAAUCAGUUUAUAUCCCAAGCUUUUUAUUCACAUGCAUCAAAGAUGUCCAAAAAUAGUCUCAAAAUUCCAUCAUUUCCAGAGUUUGAAUACUUGUAUUGGGUUGAAUACAGAGAAAAACAAAAACUUCAGGCCAAGCUGAAGAAGGUUUUGUAUCAGGUUGCAACAAAGGAGGAAAUUGAGGAAUUAAACUCAAUAGUAGAAAAUGCAGAAGAGAAUGAAGAUGGGCAAAUAUAUGGUGAUGAUGGUAAUGAAGCUGGAUGUGAUGCACCAGCUGAAUAUGAUGAUGAUGAUGAUGAUGAUGAUUUUGGAGGAGGAGUAGAUGAAGGGUUGGACUUUGGCAGUGCUGAAGUUCUGGAGCCGAUUGCAUUGGAGGAACCUGCAGAUGGUGUAGUUAUUUCAAGCUAUGAAGAAAUGGUUAGGAAAUAUGUGGACAGUUACCUUUUGGAGGCACGUCAACAGUAUGCCCAGGAAACAGAGUUGAGUAGAAGAGUCAGAGAAUGGGAAGAGAGAAUUAUGCCAGUAUUAUCAGAAGAGGAGACACAUAGGCCAUUCGAUAUUCACAAGUAUGGAAAAGAAAUUCUUGACUCAUUUAAAGGCAAUACUAUUCAAGAUUUUAGAGAGCUAGCCCAUGAAAAGGAACCAUUUGAAAUAUGUAGAUUUUUUCUAGCAACAUUGCAGCUGGCAAACAACUAUAAUGUAGAGAUCACAGCUGACGGAGUUGGAGAAAGAGCAGUUGACACCAUGAGACUUACACUUCUAAAAAGAACACCUGGAAAUGUGGCCAUAGCUACUUUUGGGGGACGAGCAUCUACGUGAUACAUAAUUAUAGUUUUAAAUUAAUUCUUAUUUUGUAGCUCUAGUUGAAGUUUAGAGGUGAUUAUGGAAAACCAGCAUGGCUUUGAAAUGCUGUUUUCACUAAUGAACAUAGAACUUGUGUUGUAGAUCUGUCUUUAUUUGGAAUUUAUACUUUUAAACAUGUUUGAAACUAGUAAAUUAGAAAUUCAUACAUAAGUGUUGUUUUUAAAAACUGUUGCUUUGCUCAUUAGUUUUAAUUUGUUUUAGAAGCUUUUAAUGUUAUGUGAAAAUAGUAAGAUCCCCUCACCUUCUAAGUAUGCAUAAUUAUAAUAACUUAUGAACAAAGAGAAUGGUGGGUUAUAGGACUUAACUUACAUCAGAAGGCUUUGUCUUUGUGUUUGUCAGACUAUGAGCUGUCCCUCUUUCUUGGCAAAGUUAGUCCUCCAAGUUAAAAAAAAAAAUGGUGGAAAAAUUGAUGCAGGCACCCUGUGCAGAACUUUAGGAGCAAGGCACACAAAAAGUACACCAAUCAUUUUCUACCUUUGUUGGAGCAACACAGAUGUCGAACUCUCUGGUCUAGUCUGUAGUCCCUACUUUUUGUUGUGCAUCUCAAUCCCAGAGUUCCAUGCAUCUUGCUAACAUCAAUCAAUCAAGGGUCUUUGCUGAAAAGGAGGGACUGCUUGUGGUUGGUUGAUUUUGAGAGGAGAGUUAAACCUGUCAGUAAUCCUUUCAUAAUUCAUAUUGUGUAUAUGUGUACAUUGUCUCAAAAUUUGAUGAGUAGGGUCCACAACAGCAAAAAGUUGUAUCAUCUAGCCCACACUCAUACCAUCCCAACGAAAGAAUGAAUAAACUUACUGUUUAUACCACUGGAA